This is a messenger RNA of Plasmodium cynomolgi strain B, 363 nucleotides long. RefSeq lists its product as hypothetical. The transcript is spliced from 2 exons. Bases 1 to 363 code for a protein of 120 amino acids. The record is from RefSeq and is a predicted model, not a curated record. NCBI's taxonomy places the organism in Eukaryota, Apicomplexa, Aconoidasida, Haemosporida, Plasmodiidae.
AUGGAGGGCACGCAAUAUUAUAGCCGGCUGGUGGAGCUGAACAUGCUAGCGGAGAGUAUCUUCUGCCAGAACAGGCAGCUAAUCCUCAUCGACAACAACCUGAACGGAGUCAGAACAACCAAGGGGGGAUACCGGCGAAACGAGAUUGAUAACAAAUUCGGAAAGCUGGGCACGUAUAGCAAUCUGUUCAUUACGCUCAGCAAGGCUCAGAUAAACGAGCACCUGGAUAGCGUCGAGAAGGUCCUUUCGGAACGGAGAGACAAAUUAAGGGAAAGGAGGAAAGUGCUGAUUAGGGAGUUGGUGAAGUUGAACCCCAGCGUGACGGAAAUGCCGCUGGAGGAGGCCAAGUUCCUGCUCAGGUGA